AUGGGUGAGUUCCGACCAUCCUCCGGCAAAACUUAUGAAUAUAGAGGUGGCCAGAAUCUGGAGAUUGUCAACGAAGAUACCGUAAAAACAGCUACCAACCUAUACAUUGGGCGGUCUCGUUCGCUAUUUGGCCCCGUAGGACCCCAUUUUAAAAAUUACAACAAUGUGAAGAUCAAGUCCUCUAGGAAGCCACCAUCUUCAUGGUGGAAUGGUCCUGAUGCGAAGAGAAAGAGGAGAACUGUUAAAUACAAGUAUUAUGCUGUGGAAGGGAAGGUGAGAUUUUCCAUUGAGAAAGGGUAUCAUUGGUUCAAAACCAAAUGGUCUAAGGCUGUUCAUGGGUUCUAG
This is a messenger RNA of Pistacia vera, 345 nucleotides long. RefSeq lists its product as uncharacterized. The record is from RefSeq and is a predicted model, not a curated record. NCBI's taxonomy places the organism in Eukaryota, Viridiplantae, Streptophyta, Magnoliopsida, Sapindales, Anacardiaceae. Bases 1 to 345 code for a protein of 114 amino acids. The transcript has a single exon.